Pipistrellus kuhlii (Kuhl's pipistrelle) is the source of this 4993-nucleotide messenger RNA. It is a transcript of the gene CDC5L, whose product is annotated as cell division cycle 5 like. Gene Ontology annotation, biological process: regulation of transcription by RNA polymerase II; mRNA splicing, via spliceosome. Gene Ontology annotation, molecular function: RNA polymerase II transcription regulatory region sequence-specific DNA binding; DNA-binding transcription factor activity, RNA polymerase II-specific. The record is from RefSeq and is a predicted model, not a curated record. Gene Ontology annotation, cellular component: Prp19 complex; spliceosomal complex. Bases 89 to 2497 code for a protein of 802 amino acids. NCBI's taxonomy places the organism in Eukaryota, Metazoa, Chordata, Mammalia, Chiroptera, Vespertilionidae. The transcript has 17 exons.
UGGAGGCUUAGGCUUCUCGUGGCCGCAGCGCCGUUGCUAAUUCUCGGAAGCUCUUCUCGGCCACUUGCCGAGACCCCCGGCCGCCAAGAUGCCUCGAAUUAUGAUUAAAGGGGGCGUGUGGAGGAAUACCGAGGAUGAAAUUCUUAAAGCAGCGGUAAUGAAAUAUGGGAAAAACCAGUGGUCUAGGAUUGCCUCACUGCUGCAUAGAAAAUCAGCAAAGCAAUGCAAAGCCAGAUGGUAUGAGUGGCUCGAUCCAAGCAUUAAAAAAACAGAAUGGUCUAGAGAAGAGGAGGAAAAACUCUUACACUUGGCCAAGUUGAUGCCCACUCAGUGGAGAACCAUCGCUCCAAUCAUUGGAAGAACAGCUGCUCAGUGCUUGGAACAUUAUGAAUUUCUUCUGGAUAAAGCGGCCCAAAGAGACAAUGAAGAGGAAACAACAGAUGAUCCACGGAAACUUAAACCUGGAGAAAUAGAUCCAAAUCCAGAAACAAAACCAGCACGGCCUGAUCCAAUUGAUAUGGACGAGGAUGAACUUGAGAUGCUUUCUGAAGCUAGAGCCCGCCUGGCUAAUACUCAGGGAAAGAAGGCCAAGAGGAAAGCAAGAGAGAAACAGUUGGAAGAAGCAAGACGUCUUGCUGCCCUCCAAAAGAGAAGAGAACUUCGAGCAGCUGGCAUAGAAAUCCAGAAGAAGAGAAAAAAGAAGAGAGGAGUUGAUUAUAAUGCUGAAAUCCCAUUUGAAAAAAAGCCUGCUCUUGGUUUCUAUGAUACUUCAGAGGAAAACUACCAGGCUCUUGAUGCAGAUUUCAGGAAGUUAAGACAACAGGAUCUUGAUGGCGAGCUAAGAUCUGAAAAAGAAGGAAGAGAUAGAAAAAAAGAUAAGCAGCAUUUGAAAAGGAAAAAAGAAUCUGAUUUACCAUCAGCUAUUCUUCAAACAAGUGGUGUUUCUGAAUUUACUAAAAAGAGAAGCAAAUUAGUACUUCCUGCCCCUCAGAUUUCAGAUGCAGAACUCCAGGAAGUUGUGAAAGUAGGCCAAGCAAGUGAGAUUGCACGUCAAACAGCUGAGGAAUCUGGCAUAACAAACUCGGCUUCCAGUACUCUCUUGUCUGAGUACAAUGUCACCAACAACAGCAUUGCUCUUAGAACACCACGAACGCCAGCUUCUCAGGACAGAAUUCUGCAGGAAGCCCAGAACCUCAUGGCCCUGACCAAUGUGGACACCCCAUUAAAAGGUGGACUUAACACACCUUUGCACGAGAGUGACUUCUCAGGCGUGACUCCUCAGCGGCAGGUUGUACAGACUCCAAACACAGUUCUUUCAACCCCAUUCAGGACUCCCUCUCAUGGGUCAGAAGGGCUGACCCCCCGGAGUGGGACAACUCCCAAGCCAGUUGUUAACUCCACCCCCGGCAGAACUCCUCUUCGAGACAAGUUAAACAUCAAUCCUGAGGACGGAAUGGCAGACUACAAUGAUCCCUCUUAUGUGAAGCAGAUGGAAAGAGAGUCUCGUGAACACCUCCGUUUAGGGUUGAUGGGUCUUCCUGCACCUAAGAAUGACUUUGAAAUUGUUCUACCAGAAAAUGCUGAGAAGGAGCUGGAAGACCGUGAAAUAGAUGAUACAUACAUUGAAGAUGCUGCUGACGUGGAUGCACGAAAGCAGGCCAUACGAGAUGCAGAACGUGUAAAGGAAAUGAAGCGAAUGCAUAAAGCUGUCCAGAAAGAUCUUCCAAGACCUUCAGAAGUAAAUGAAACUAUUCUAAGGCCCUUAAAUGUAGAACCACCAUUAACAGAUUUACAGAAAAGUGAAGAACUAAUCAAAAAAGAAAUGAUCACAAUGCUUCAUUAUGACCUUCUACAUCACCCUUAUGAACCAUCUGGAAAUAAAAAAGGAAAACCUGUAGGAUUUGCUACCAAUAAUUCAGAGCAUGUUGCCUAUCUGGAACAUAACCCUUAUGAAAAGUUCGCUAAAGAAGAGCUGAAAAAGGCCCAAGAUGUCCUGGUUCAGGAGAUGGAAGUGGUAAAACAAGGUAUGAGCCAUGGCGAACUCUCAAGUGAAGCUUAUAACCAGGUGUGGGAAGAAUGCUACAGUCAAGUUUUGUAUCUCCCUGGGCAGAGCCGCUACACACGAGCCAACCUAGCAAGCAAAAAGGACAGAAUUGAGUCACUUGAAAAGAGGCUUGAGAUAAACAGGGGUCACAUGACGACAGAAGCCAAGAGAGCUGCAAAGAUGGAAAAGAAGAUGAAAAUUUUGCUUGGGGGUUACCAGUCUCGUGCUAUGGGGCUCAUGAAACAAUUGAAUGACUUAUGGGACCAAAUUGAGCAGGCUUACUUAGAGUUACGCACUUUUGAAGAACUCAAGAAACACGAAGAUUCUGCGAUUCCCCGGAGGCUAGAGUGUCUUAAAGAAGACGUACAGCGGCAACAGGAAAGAGAAAAGGAGCUUCAGCAAAGAUACGCUGAUUUGUUGCUGGAGAAAGAAUCUUUAACGUCCAAAAUGUGAAGCACAGUGUGUACUCUAUCACUAAUUGCUGGUUUUCGUACCCUGGAAGGCUGAAACUGAUGUUUAUCUUCAUUGACAAAUUUGCCCCUAUCUGUGGUCUUCAGAUUGUUUAUUUUAAACGGUAUCGAUCUAACACAUUCUGUGUAUAAAUCCUUUGACUCCACAGGACAUUUUAGGGUUUAAAUUAUGACAAUCAUCCUUUUAUCAGUGUCACCUUUGCAAAAAUUUUUUUUUUCAGUUUCGGCCUUUAUUUUAAAAGCCUGAUUUUUAAGUGCCGCUUGUGAGUAUACUCUUGAAUAAAAACCUAAAAAAUUGAGAAUGUAGCCUUUUGUUUGAAGUAAUUGGAUACUUAAAAGUGCCCACAAACCAGCGAAUAUGUACUCUGUAUCAUAUUUAAUGAGUAACUCUGGGAUAAUCAAAUGGUGAUCUAGCAUCUUAACUUAAAUUCUAAAAAGGCAAUCCUUUUGUGGCUUUGUUAGUUUUUACUUUUUUAGCAUACAAUGAUCAUUUGUCUAUACACUGACAAGAUAGAUUAACUUUUUAAUACCUUUUUCCCCCCUCAAUAUAAUUUUAGGGAUGAUGUCUUCUCUGCCCAGCUACUUACAUGUAUAGUUUAUGGAUUAGGGCUCAAAACAUUUCUUGACCUGUUAUUUUCUUGUAAAUAUUUUUCAACAAAGGCAUUUUAAAGAUUAAUUUCAACAAGGCUAGUAAACUUUUAAUUAUUAAAGCUCUGUGUUUAUCUUAACAAGUCAGUCACACAAAUGUAGAAUUUGGGUAAUGCAUGGGUAGAAAUGAGAAGAUUUAACUUUAUAAUAAUGCAUAGGAAAUCAUUUAGGACAGUCGCUGGCUAUCAGUGUCAAAAAAGGGUAAAAAUAUGUUGAAUUCACCAAAAAAAAAUGGCCUACUUUUAGAAUAUUAGGGUCUUAAAAGGGAGGGAGGAAUACAUUCAUUCAUGAGAUAUUUAUUGUCAGAGUCCUGGGGAUAGAACAGUUAAUAAAAUAGGCAUACUUCCUGUUUUGUGGCACUUAAGCUUAUUUGACAACGACAGGCAACUAAAAUUCAAGUGUUUACUGAGCGACUCUUACAUGGUAGGAACUUUAAAACAUUGAAUGGUUAUUAAGACACAGUUCUUGCUGUCACUGAGGCGGCAUUGUGGGGGAAAUAAUCAAUAUGCAGGGAAAAGUAUCAGAUCAUGAACUUUAGAUUCAGUGGAGGGAAUUAACAUAGAGCGAUGAGAAAUAGCAACUGGUGGAUGCUCUAGGUGGGGGGAUCCAAGAGAUCUCUAGGGAAGAACAUUUAAGGUAGGAUGUGACUACAUCUUAGAAGGAGCCAUCCUGUGAGAUUCAAAGAGAGCCCAAGGCCAACAAAGUGAAAAACUAGCACAAAGGUGUAUUUGAGGAACAGAAAGUCAGAAUGGCCAAUGUCCAGAUGGCAUUUGUAUAAGGCCUGGUUGUACAGGGCCAUAUUUAUAAGGAAUUUGGAUCUUAUUCUAACUAUGAUGGGAAACUUUCCUUCUAAGCAAAGGAAUGACAUAGUCAGAUUUGUUAUUGGAACAUCCUGGGCCCUACUGUGUGAUCUCUCCCCAGGUUGAAAAUAAGGAAUCCAGUUAGUUCACGAGUCCAGUGCAGUGGUCUAGGCACACAGGAGCGACUCAGACUAGGAAGCAGUCCUGAGGGAGGCAUGGAAAGAUCUGAACAGCAAUAAUUCUGGCCAAGUCACAAAUUUAUAUUUUCUUGGGAUCUACUUAAUUCUAGUCCUUUCCCUGGUAAUUUUGCCUGGGUUUUCUAAGAAUUGCUUUCAUAGCUAUGACUAAUGAUGUUUUCCUAAUAGUCUUAUUUAAUUUGUGUGCAUGUUUUGUUGGUUGAAAUGUUUAGAACAACAUAAAAUAACGACUGUAAUGGUAGAUAUUCUUGUUUUCUGAUGGGAACAUCCCUAGCAGUGUUUUACCUUUAGGUUUGCUGUUUUUAGUCAUCUAGAUAUUCUUCAUCUAGAAAGGAAACUUCCCUCUAGUUUUAGUUUUUAAAGAAUUUAAAUUAGGUAUGGCUCAGGAAUUUAGUCAAAUGUGAUUUUUGGGUAUUAACAUAAUUAUAUAAUUAUUUUCAUUUGAUUGUGUUGAUGACAUUUUUGAAAAUGAGAAUACAUUUGUUAAAGCUGGGGAUAGUGAUAGAAGGAAGGGCUUAAAACAGAAGAAGCAGGAGGAGAGAGCCUAGGCGGGCUGCUGUCACUCCCCAGAGAUGUUCCAGGAAAGAAAUGAGCCAAGCCUGGGCUGCUUUAGCGCGCUGAAAAGUCCCAUAAAGGGCGGCCCGGGAGACAGGGGUGAGCCCUGCCCUUCUCUCCCCCGGUUGCAAGUGUCCGGGGACCCUUUGCGUUUAGGAGAUGCCGGACGUUGAGGGAAGAAAGGUGUGGGGUGCUCCCAGAGGAAGAGCGUUGUUGAGGACAUACUAACAGAUUUAACAACGUUUAACCAGCUUUGAACUGGGAUCAGGUAGAAUAAUU